Messenger RNA from Striga asiatica, 4019 nucleotides. The record is from the annotation of a GenBank genome assembly. Lineage: Eukaryota; Viridiplantae; Streptophyta; Magnoliopsida; Lamiales; Orobanchaceae.
CUCAGAUUUAAGAACAGUAGUCCUCUGCACACAAAUCUACUCUCACAUUAAUAAAAAGAAAAAGUGAAAAAGGAGAAAAAAGCCACUGGAUUUUACUCAGCUCGUUUUUUUCCGAUCUCCUACAUAUCAUAAACGCCGUCAACGCCGGCUGCCGGAAUAAAGGCACAUACACAUUUCUAUUUAGCUGUUGUUCCUCUUCACAUUCUCCAACCUGGUUGAAAACCUUGAAAACCCAUUUUCUUUUUGGUAAUCGGCGGCCUCUGCAAUUACACUGGUGCAUUUGUGCGGUUCAUCUGCUGCCUCUGGCUUACAGUUGACUGUAAAGCGGUGUAUUGGGCGAGCAUGGAUAGUGGAUUGGGGAUGGGGUGUUUGUUUGGAUUUAAGAUUUCUUUGGUAGAUUGGGAGUUUGUUUUCUGAUGUCACGAACCGGAGAUAGGAUGAGCAGCUCUGACGUCGGCCGAGCUGGUGGGCUAGUCGAGAGAGACAUUGAGCAGGCCAUCACUGCUCUAAAGAAAGGUGCCUACUUACUGAAGUAUGGAAGAAGAGGGAAACCCAAGUUCUGUCCAUUUCGGCUGGCAAAUCCUGUUGGCAUCUUGAGAAAUGUGCAAAACAGUACGUAUGCAUGGGUGCUGCAUUUAGCUGCUAUAUAUUGCUCUGUUGCUCUCUGUGAUGAUGUAAAGAACAUCAUCAAUGAUCUAAACAGGAGCCUGACAAUUGAAUUCGAUUUAAAAGAUGAGUCUGGUUUGAUAUGGUUUUCGGGAAAAGAAGAGAAACAGCUUAAACUUAGUCAAGUUUCCAGGAUUAUAUCUGGGCAGCGGACUCCAAUUUUUCAAAGGUAUCCACGCCCUGAGAAGGAAUACCAGUCUUUCUCUCUAAUAUACAAUGACAGAUCACUUGAUUUGAUUUGCAAGGACAAGGAAGAAGCGGAAGUGUGGUUUAGUGGGCUUAAGGCAUUGAUUUCACGUGGCCAUCAUCGUAAGUGGAAAACAGAAUCGAGGAGUGAUGGAAUUUCAUCUGGAGCUACUAGUCCCAGAAUAUACACAAGAAGAAGUUCACCUCUGCAUGCCCCAUUUGGAACCAGUAAUAGCUUUCCAAAGGAUGCUGCCGAUCAACUUCGCCUCCGUAGCCCUUUCGAAAGUCCUCCAAAAAAUGGAUCGGACAAGCCAUUAUCAGACAUGGUAUUGUAUGCCAUGCCUCCCAAGGGUUUCUUCCCUUCUGACACAACUACUCGUUCCACCCUUUCCCUGUCAUCUGGAGGCUCGGACGGGUUACACAAUCAAAUGAAAGGUACAGGAAUGGAUGCCUUCAGAGUGAGCCUCUCUAGUGCAGUAAGCUCGUCCAGUCAAGGCUCCGGUCACGAUGAUGGUGAUGCCAUGGGGGAUGUUUUCAUCUGGGGAGAAGGCACUGGUGACAGCAUCAUGGGCGGCGGACCCCACAGGGCAGGGAGCAGCUUUGGCCCCAAAACAGACGCCUUGCUGCCAAAGGCAUUAGAAUCUGCAGUUGUUUUGGAUGUUCAGAACAUAGCCUGUGGCAGUCGACAUGCCGCCCUUGUGACCAAACAAGGUGAGAUAUUCUCUUGGGGUGAGGAAUCGGGAGGCCGGCUAGGUCACGGUGUGGAUGCCGAUGUCUUACACCCGAAGCUAAUUGAUGUCUUGAGCAACACGAAUAUCGAGCUUGUUGCAUGCGGCGAGAACCACUCGUGUGCAGUCACCCUCUCUGGGGACCUGUACACUUGGGGCAAUGGGCAUUUCGGUCUUUUGGGGCACGGGAAUGAAGUUAGCCAUUGGGUCCCAAAAAGGGUAAACGGGCCGCUGGAGGGAAUCCACGUUUCCUCGAUUUCGUGCGGGCCCUGGCACACGGCUGUUGUGACCUCGUCCGGCCAGCUUUUCACUUUUGGUGAUGGGACUUUCGGAGUGCUUGGCCAUGGAGACAGGUUAAGUGUCUCGAAACCGAGGGAAGUCGAGUCCUUGAAAGGUCUGAGAACCGUGAGAGCAGCCUGUGGCGUUUGGCACACGGCCGCAGUUGUUGAGAUUAUGGUCGGGAGCUCGAGCUCCAGCAAUUGCUCUUCUGGAAAGCUCUUCACGUGGGGAGAUGGUGAUAAAAGUCGGCUAGGGCAUGGUGACAAGGAAACAAAGCUUGUUCCGACUUGUGUUGCGGCUCUUGUGGAUCCUACUUUUUGUCAGGUCGCUUGUGGGCAUAGUUUGACGGUGGCUCUUACUACCUCUGGGCACGUGUAUGUCAUGGGUAGCCCAGUUUACGGGCAGCUUGGUAAUCCUCAAGCUGAUGGGAAGCUUCCGGCUCGAGUUGAAGGGAAACUGGGGAGGAGUUUUGUGGAGGAGAUUUCCUGUGGUGCCUAUCACGUGGCCGUGUUGACUUCGAGAACUGAGGUCUACACGUGGGGGAAGGGGGCAAACGGUAGAUUGGGUCAUGGGGACACGGAUGAUAGGAAUUCGCCCACUCUAGUUGAAGCUCUGAAGGACAAGCAAGUGAAGAGUGUCGCUUGCGGUACUAAUUUCACUGCAGCUAUCUGCCUUCAUAAGUGGAUCUCAGGUGUGGACCAGUCCAUGUGCUCUGGCUGCCGUCUGCCUUUCAAUUUCAAGAGAAAACGCCACAACUGCUACAAUUGCGGGCUCGUGUUUUGUCACUCGUGCAGCGGGAAGAAGUCGCUGAGGGCUUCUAUGGCCCCUAAUCCGAACAAGCCGUACCGCGUGUGUGAUAAUUGUUUUGAUAAGCUGAGGAAAGCUAUCAACACGGAUAAAUCGUCUCAUUCGUCGGUUAGUAGAAGAGGAAGUGUGAAUCGGGUGAUCAACGAGAAUACAGACAAGGAUGAGAAGAUGGAUGCGGGAUCUUGUCCCAAUCUACCUAGGACCUCUUCAAUUGAGCCUUUGAAGCAAGGGGAGAGCCGGACUUCCAAGAGAAAUAAAAAGCUGGAAUUUAAUAGCAGCCGUGUAUCACCAGUCCCUAGUGGAAGCUCCCAAUGGGGGUCGUCGCUUAAUAUCUCAAAGUCAUUCAAUCCAGUUUUUGGAUCCUCUAAAAAGUUUUUCUCGGCUUCAGUUCCUGGAUCAAGAAUUGUUUCUCGAGCAACAUCACCAGUCUCAAGACGGACUAGCCCUCCUCGUUCGACUACACCGACCCCCACUUUGGGAGGUCUGGCAUCACCUAAGAUUGUUCUAGAUGGCAUAAAGAUGACUCAUGAUGGCCUUAGCCAAGAAGUUACUAAAUUAAGAGUGCAGACUUCUAGGGGUUGUGUCAGUGUACUGGUGGAAAAUCUCACUCGCAAGGCUCAAUUUCAAGAGCUAGAGCUAGAAAGAACAACCAAACAGCUGAAGGAGGCAGUAACAGUUGCAGGGGAAGAGACUGCAAAAUGCAAAGCUGCAAAAGAAGUCAUUAAAUCACUUACCGCACAACUGAAGGAAAUGGCCGAUAAGCUUCCUGUGGGUUCCACCAGAAACAUCAAAUCAUCAACCUUAACUUCACUCUGUCCCCCUUCAAUAUCUCAAGAUGCUACUAUUGCUUCUUUUGAUCGACCGAACGAGCAGGAUCUUGAGUCAAACGAGUCAAACAGCCUGUUGCUUUCUAAUGGGUCCGGCACUGCAACUAAUCGCAGUUUGGGCCACAGCAGACAAGGUCUAGCAGAAGCAACACCGAGAACUGGAAAUAAAACAAAGGAAAAUGAAUCCCAAAGCCAAAAUGAAUGGGUCGAGCAAGAUGAGCCUGGUGUUUACAUUACCCUUACCUCUCUGCCUGGAGGACUCAAAGAUCUCAAGCGAGUUCGUUUCAGUCGGAAGCGGUUCAGUGAGAAGCAAGCGGAGCAAUGGUGGGCAGAGAACCGGGCAAGAGUAUAUGAACAGUACAAUGUACGUAUGGCUGACAAGUCAAGCGUUGGUGUAGGAAGUGAGCGGUUGAGAUUUAAAGUCGGGUCGAGGUUCUUGGGAUUGAGUUUUGAAGUUGGGUCGUCCAGGCCCGAUUCGCCAUCAUCCGGCAUAUGCGUCCUCGAUUUCUUCAGGCUCCGGCGGUGA